CAAAAGGAGCCAUAUAGAGAAAUACAAAUAUAAGUAAGAGAGAGAGAGAGAGAGACAGAGAGAGAAGCUGAAAGUGGAGGAGAUGGAGCCUUGGGUUCGUGUGUUGGUGCUGGUGGCUUGCUUGUUUCCUGCCAUGGUUGAGUGUAGAGUUCGGAAUUACAAGUUCAAUGUGGUGACGAGAAACACCACAAGGCUAUGUUCGAGCAAGCCCAUUGUCACCGUUAACGGUCGUUUCCCGGGGCAGACAUUGUACGCGAGGGAAGACGAUACCGUCAUCGUCAAGGUCGUCAACCAUGUCCAGUACAACGUUACAAUUCACUGGCAUGGGAUCCGACAGCUUAGAACGGGUUGGUACGAUGGUCCAGGAUACAUUACACAAUGCCCGAUCCAGCCGGGUCAAAGCUACACCUACAACUUCACCAUCACUGGCCAAAGAGGUACACUUCUAUGGCAUGCGCACAUCCUCUGGUUAAGGGCGACAGUUCACGGCGGCAUCGUCAUCUUGCCGAAGCGGGGCGUUCCUUACCCGUUCCCCAAACCCGAUAAUGAAGUCGUCGUCAUAUUAGGUGAAUGGUGGAAAUCGGAUACUGAAGCAGUGAUCAGCCAAGCCAUGAAGUCCGGUGUGGCACCAAAUGUCUCUGAUGCACACACGAUUAAUGGUCACCCAGGACCACUCUCUCCUUGCUCUUCACAAGGAGGAGGCUUCAAGUUACAAGUAGAGAGUGGCAAGACAUACAUGCUACGCAUCAUCAACGCUGCACUCAAUGAGGAACUCUUCUUCAAGGUCGCCGGACAUAAUUUAACGGUGGUCGAAGUCGACGCCACUUACACCAAGCCCUUCACCACAGACACCUUACUCAUCACCCCUGGUCAAACCACAAAUGCCCUUCUCACCGCCAAUCUCGGUGCCGGAAAGUACUUAGUUACAGCCUCUCCUUUCAUGGACUCACCAGUUGCAGUUGACAACGUGACUGCAACAGCCACAGUCCACUACUCUGGCACUCUAUCUUCUUCUGCAACCACCAUUACCCAACCUCCCCCACAGAAUGCAACCCCAGUUGCAAACAAGUUCAUCAACUCUCUCCGUAGCUUAAAUUCCAAAACAUAUCCAGCUAAGGUUCCAUUAACUGUGGAUCAUAAUCUUCUAUUCACAGUUGGACUUGGUGUUAAUCCUUGUGCCACUUGUGUUAAUGGGAGCAAAGUAGUUGCAGCUAUGAAUAAUGUCAGCUUUAUCAUGCCAACCUUUGCACUGCUUCAAGCACAUUACUUCAACAUUAGUGGAGUAUUCACUACUGAUUUCCCUGCCAACCCACCAAUCACUUUCAAUUAUACCGGUAAUCCACCGGGUACCUCGCCGGCAAACAUGGCAACCAUGAAUGGUACAAGGCUUUAUAGGCUACCUUAUAAUGCAACAGUAGAGCUUGUAUUACAAGACACAGGCAUCAUAGCUCCAGAGAACCAUCCUGUCCAUCUUCAUGGGUACAAUUUCUUCCAAGUUGGAAGAGGACUUGGGAAUUUCAAUUCUAAAAAUGAUUCCAAAAAAUUUAAUCUUGUUGACCCAGUUGAAAGAAACACGAUUGGAAUUCCUUCAGGUGGUUGGGCUGCUAUAAGAUUUACAGCAGAUAAUCCAGGUGUUUGGUUCUUGCAUUGUCAUCUAGAAGUGCACACGACAUGGGGACUUAAAAUGGCGUUUGUUGUGGAUAAUGGUAAUGGCCCCAAUGAAUCACUCAUACCACCACCAAGUGAUCUUCCUACUUGUUAAAGCAGAGCCAAAGGCUCCAAUCACAUGAUUUUUGAGUGGAUUGUUGCAUAAGAAGAAGAAGAAGAAGAAGAGCAAGAAAGAUGAACAUGAAGAUUGAUCCAUAAGAACAAAAGCUAAGGCACAAAUUAAUAAACAAGCGAGGGUUUUCAGUUUGCUUCUGGAGGAAACAGGGGAAGGUGCUGAAGCAGAGUUCAAUAAAGAACACUAAUCAACAAAAAGAAAAAAAAAAUCCCUUUUCUUUACGUACCGAUUUUCAUUUCCCCCUUUUCUCAUUAUAUAUUUGGAUUGUUAGUGUUCUAGACUUCUAGUGCUAAUUAAAUUUCCAAAGGAUCUUUGCAACCA
Messenger RNA from Macadamia integrifolia, 2104 nucleotides. Its product is annotated as laccase-4-like. The coding region runs from base 83 to 1762 and encodes 559 amino acids. NCBI's taxonomy places the organism in Eukaryota, Viridiplantae, Streptophyta, Magnoliopsida, Proteales, Proteaceae. The record is from RefSeq and is a predicted model, not a curated record. The transcript is spliced from 6 exons. Gene Ontology annotation, cellular component: apoplast. Gene Ontology annotation, molecular function: hydroquinone:oxygen oxidoreductase activity; copper ion binding. Gene Ontology annotation, biological process: lignin catabolic process.